This is a messenger RNA of Neogale vison (American mink), 3744 nucleotides long. It is a transcript of the gene SCIMP, whose product is annotated as SLP adaptor and CSK interacting membrane protein. The record is from RefSeq and is a predicted model, not a curated record. NCBI's taxonomy places the organism in Eukaryota, Metazoa, Chordata, Mammalia, Carnivora, Mustelidae. The transcript is spliced from 5 exons. Gene Ontology annotation, cellular component: immunological synapse; tetraspanin-enriched microdomain; membrane.
AUGGUCCUAUGCAGGGCCUUGCAGGAAGAGAUCCUGGCUCCGGGGAGCCUCGGGACCUAGCUUCCCUGGAAGAAGGACGAGACUGCCUGGGGCGCGUGGUCCUCCCCCGCCCGAGGGCUGAGCAGGAAGGGGAAGUGUGGUCUGGCUGGGGCUCACUGCUCUGAGGUGGGCGGGAGGCCUGUGGGCGAGGAAAGUCUCCUACCAGCUGCGUCCGAGCCACCGCAGUCGGGCUCCCGCAGUCCCCUCAGCCGCACACAGAUGGACACCCUCGCAACCCAGGGCCCCACUACAAUGGACUGGUGGAGGGACAAUUUCUGGAUCAUUCUAGCUGUGGCCAUCAUCCUCGUCUCCUCAGGCCUGGGCCUCAUCCUGUAUUGUGCCUGUCGGCAGCUGCUCAGGCAGGGCAAGAAGUGGGAGAUUGCCACGCCCUGGGAAGACAAGCAAAGGGAUGAAGAGAAGAUGUACGAGAAUGUUCUUAACGAGCCGUCGGUUCAGUUACCCCCUCUGCCACCCAGGGGGUUGCUUUUUCCGGAACACACAUUCCCACAGGAGACCCCAAGUGAGCCACCAGCUACCUACUCGCGGGUCAACAAACUUAGAGACAAGAAGACCGUGUCCAUCCCGAGUUACAUUGAGCCCCUGGACGAUUACGAUGAUGUUGAAAUCCCCACACAUAUGCAAAAGCAGCGUUUCUGAGACCCCUGGCCUUUCUUUGCCGGCAAGUUGAAGAGGAUUCGCACAGCUUUUUCAACCCACUGAGAACAGAUGAAUCCCAACAGAGAGCUGGGUCCCAAGAGCCCAGGGUCAUGUCGUGGAGCUCUAGAGGGCAGAGCUUGUGGCUUAGAGCCAGAAGCACCAGCAUCCAGAGGAACAGGAGCCGAGCUCUGCUCUGGAGACUCCAAAAGCUCAGGCCUUGAACCUUGAACCUCCCUGGGAGGACCUCUGGAUCCGGUCGUGAGAAACACUCUUCCCCUCCUCUUCUCUUGUUUGCUCAAAGUGAUGCCAAAUCUGGGUGUUGGGCUGCUGAGCCUCCAGGCUCCCAUCCCCAGCGCGGCCCCAGGGGUCCCACCCCCCUCCUCACUCCCCACCCUCCUCCCCCUACUCCCCACCCCACACCCAGAGGGCUGUGGGCGGCUGUUCCAGCUGAUUGCUCGCAGCGUGUGCAAGUCGCUGCAUCACACCUUGCAGGUUCCUCAAGACCGAGCAGUGCAUUUUGUUCUUGGGAACCGUCCCCACUACACACCCCCCAACCCCCACAGCCUCUCCGUGACAUUAGCCGGAUGGACGCCAGAUUCAGGUUCUCCCUGAUUUUUUUUCCUGCGCCUCCUGGUGGCAUCGUGGCAAUCAACAAGGACAGAAACUGGUCACCCUCCGGGUCAAAGCACAUACACGCAGCAGGGCCAUGUGAGUUACAUGUCCUGGGGAGCUACAGGAAAGGAGGCUUCCCCCAGGAAAGUCAUGGGCAAGAGGCAAGAAAGGGACAAUUACGUGGCAGGUUCAAGAAGAGGGUUCCUUCCAUCACGUUCUGCACAAACAGCACUGAGAUCGCUGUGCCCGAGGGCGUCUGGGAGGCCGCACUGCACCGCGUGGAGGCUCUGGGAUCAGACGCGUGGAAGGGGCUGGGGUCCUGACAUGGAAGUGCCCCCAACCCCAAGGCCCAAGGCAGCCUGGAGGCUCUGGAACCUCGUCCAUUCCUCAGCAUUGAUCAGCUGAGCCCUCAGAUUGGCGGGUCCUAAGCAGACUGGAGACCUGAUUUCUAAGCAAUCCCCAGGACAUCCCACAGAGCAGGCUCUCAGGGAGAGCACCACGGAGCUCUGAAAGGCCGAGUGACCCUUGGACUGAGCUCCUCCUCCAGACCGGACACUGCAUGCUCAAGCUGUGUUCAAGCAUCCUCCUCUGCCACCAUGGGACCAGUGGGGACGGGGGCUUCCUCCAGCUUCUGUCUCUCUAGAUUCCCAGCAGACUUCCUUUGUGACCACCGCCUUCUUGUGGGCCAUAUGGUCCUCUCACUGUGGCCUGACGGACCCCUGGAGCCCCAGGAGCCAGAGAGGCCUCACUCCACAAGUUACAGGGAAACAAAACGAGUAAGCCACAGGACGGACGUGUUCCGCGUGCAUGCCUCCCUCUUCGGAACGGUCCGUAAAUUGGCCACAUCGAUGACGAAAGUUAGAAGCAAAUACCAGAGAGGAAUGACCUCCUCUUCGGUUUCUGGGAUGGCCCCAUCUCCUGUUCUCCUCCAGCCGGCCCACCCCCCGCCCCCAGGUUCUUCCACGUGCCUGCCUCAUCCCCCCUAAACCCCAGCGGGGGUCCACAGGCUCCAGCUGAGCCCACUCCUCAGUCCCAUCCCGGCUGCCCCCAGGACAUGCACAGGACCCCCCCCCAACAGGGGCCCUCAAGCUCCACAUACCCCAAAAGGAACACUGCCCUACCCCAAUCCCAGACUCCCUGUGCUCUGCUACCUUUUCAGUCCCUGGAGUCAGAAACCAGAACAGUGUGCGGGGUCCUCCUCCUUCCCCAUGUCCCUGCUCUGUGACCGCACCUCUGUGACCCGGCCCUGGUCAGGCAGCCUCUCCUGCCACUAACAUCUCACCCUCCACUCCCCUUUCUAUGCGACAGCUAGCGGCUUUCUCAAGAGGACAUCUGACCCCCUCCAGUCUCUUGCUUAAACCUCUUCUUCAUCCAUCACCCUCAGAAACCCCUGAACUUCUUAAUACAGGUUACAACACAUGUCAGGAUCCAGUCCCCGGGUCUCUCCUGCAAACUUCCCUUCCCCGCCCCCUUGCAACUUCCAUUCUGACAAAAUUUUUGCUCCAGUCACUUGAAAUGACCUAGUCUGGGGUCUCUCUCGCCCCUACGGCUAUGCACAGUAACCUCCCUCCCGUCUAGAACAUUCUUCCCCACCUUCUCAUCCCUCCUACGUCACCACCGCAAACCUGAACCUGGUGCCGUCUUCAAUGAACUCCUCCCAUAGCAUUAGCACCCGGGGAUGUCCUGUUUACCUGUCUUCCUCCCCCACUAAAGUGAUGGGAACAUGGGGACAGGGACGGUGUCUUUCCCCCCAGUGUUUUCUGUGGUAUUUGUGUUUUCUCCGUCCCUAGCACAGUGCCUGGGAACUUUGUGGAUAUUCAACAAACAUGGCGAAAGAAUGAUCAGUUGAAUGAAUGAAUGAACAAAGAUGGCCCGUGGGAAUACAUCCGUCUCUGCAUUACGAUUGCCUGCUUCCUUCUCCGUUCAUUUUCCUAAUCCGGGGCUCCUCUGGGGGUGGAGCUUGCCUGGCUCGUGGCCCAGUAUCUAGCACAAACUCUGGCACACAGUAGGCCCUUAAUAAACAUUUACUGGAUGUUGAACAUUCCUAGAAAAUCUACCAACCAGUUGGACAAAAGCAAAGAAGCAGUUUUUCCACAAGAAGGCACACUGUGGUUGAGAUUCUACCCUGGGUACCUGCAGUAAAGCCAUGUUUUUACCAGCUUGGUUAAAAAAAGAAAAGUUUUUCCCAAUUUGGAUGAUAACAUUAAAUAUAUCAAAAUCUUUCAAGGCCUUUUUGUCUGUUCUAGCCCCCUAGGACACCCCAUGUCAGCCACCAGCUACACACUCACAGAUAAAGGUACAACUAAGAAGACAGUUUCUACACCCAGCCUAUGUAAUCCAAAGGUGACUAUGAUGAUGUUGAAAUUCCUACAAAUAUUGAAGACCGUCAUUUGGAAACAAUUCCUGUUCUGUCAUCUGAACUCUUUUGAGAACUGG